Haliotis rubra (blacklip abalone) is the source of this 2406-nucleotide messenger RNA. RefSeq names its product allene oxide synthase-lipoxygenase protein-like. Gene Ontology annotation, molecular function: protein binding; metal ion binding; oxidoreductase activity, acting on single donors with incorporation of molecular oxygen, incorporation of two atoms of oxygen. Gene Ontology annotation, biological process: lipid oxidation. The record is from RefSeq and is a predicted model, not a curated record. Lineage: Eukaryota; Metazoa; Mollusca; Gastropoda; Lepetellida; Haliotidae.
ACAUCCAUGGAAUGAAUGGAUCAACGCAUGUCGUCCUGCGUCAAUCACGAGUUUGUUAUUCAUGUACGGACUGGGGAUGUACAAGGAGCAGGUACUGAUGCAAAUGUGUCUGUUAUACUUCACGACGAGCAAGGCUCAUCAACAGACAAACACAAUCUCGACUAUUUCUUCCGGAAUGACUUCGAAAGAGGGAACCUGGAUGUAUUUCAGCUGCCAAGGGAUAAGACUGCAGGUUUAGGCAAACUAAGAAAACUGGAAAUAUUCCGUGACGAUUCUGGAUUUGGAAGUUCCUGGUACGUUGAAAGGAUCACAGUUGAGAACAAGUCUAACGGCGACGUGUACAUCUUCCCAGUGUUCAGGUGGCUGCGACCUCAUUACCACUACGUGUUUCGGGAAAAUGACACCUUCCUUCCACAGGAUGAUGCCCAACAGGAGCAGAGGAGGCUGGACUUGGAGGAGAAACGCAAACUGUACGUGGUGGACACCAGUGAUGUCGCUCUCCCUGCCUCGGUGAAGGAUUUGCCUGCCGAGGAGAUGUUUUCAAGCCAAUACAGGUGGGAUAUACAGAAGUUGAAAAUGAAUCUCAUAGUUCAGAGCAAAAUCACCAUGUUGACAACAGGCAGAUGGAAGAGCCUCGAGGACAUAAGCAACGUGUACGUCAGGGAGAUCUUCAACCAACCAUAUACUAGCUAUUCCUGGACGGACGACUCGUUCUUUGGUUAUCAGAGACUCAACGGCCUUUGCCCUACGCUCAUUCAACUUUGUUCUAACAUUCCACAAAAACUUGCCGUUACACCAGCAGACAUCGAGCCAUUCCUGGAAGGGAGAUCUGUUGAAGAAGCCUUGGGUGAUAAGCGACUCUUCUUUUGUGAUCUGAAAAUUCUCCACAACUUCGAAAGCAGAAGUGAAGACCGUGCGGUUUGCGCUCCCAUCCUUCUGCUGUACCGGGACAAUCAAGGUCGACUCCUCCCAGUUGCCAUACAGUUGUUCCAGGAGCCAGGACCUACCAACCCGGUGUUUCUACCAUCCGACGACCCGAACACGUGGCAGCUGGUGAAGAUGUGGUACAACCACGCAGAGGCCACCUACCACCAGUCGCUGGUCCAUCUUGGAUAUACCCAUCUGUUGAUGGAAGGGGUCGCGUUGGCACUUGAGAGGCAGGUGUCCAUCUCUCACCCAAUCUUCAAACUCCUGGCACCGCAUCUCCUGUAUAUUUUCGCCAUCAACAAGUUUGCUGUGGUGAAGUUGCUGUCUGUUGACGGAUGGAUCGACACUACCAUGUCAGCCGGGAGGAAUGGUGUGUUGGGACUGAAUCGGAAAGGGCGAAAAGACUGGCGGAUGGACAUCCAGGGAACGUUACCCGAGGACCUCAAAAGGAGAGGGGUGUCCGAGGAGAACGUUCUUCCUGGGUACUACUACCGUGACGACUCUCUACUUCUGUACAAUGCAAUAAAAACCUACGUUACAAGUUACGUUGGCCUGUAUUAUGAGACACCCCAACGUCUCCUUGACGACACAGAAAUGCAGGCCUGGGCAAAAGAGAUGGCUAAGAGUCGGGAGGACGGUGGAAUGGACAUUCAGGGAGUACCUGGCAAUGGGAAGUUCCGGGAUUUAGAAGACCUCACCCUGACGUUGACGUCGUUCAUCUUCACCUGCAGCGUCCAGCACGCCGCCGUCAACUUCCCCCAGUACGACUACUACGGCUUUCCGCCAUUAUACCCUCUCACACUUGAAGGCAACCCUCCAGCGGACAAGACUCCCAAGACGGAAGCUGAUAUACUGAAUGCCCUACCCAACAAGGCAAAGACCUUUGAUGCAAUGAUCGUCACCAAAAUACUCAGCCAGAAGGGAGUCAACAGUCUCGGCGACUUUGAGGUUCAAUAUGUGUUUGAUCCUAAGGCAACCGAAAUUGUUGCAAAAUUUCGGAAAGACCUUGCGAGUAUUGGAACGGCGAUCAGAAACAGGAACAAGUCUCUAGACAUGCCCUAUGAUUAUCUCCUGCCUGAGUCCAUACCAAACUCCAUCAGUAUAUAGGCUGAGCCUAAAUUCCAGCAUACUGAGUUGUUUCCCUUGAGUGUAGCAGAAUCCUAUGAUGAUGUUGUCACAGAUUCGCCCUUGUUGUGGCCCGUGAUUUAUCAACAUAUAAUGCUGGUAUAUUUGAAUCAAACUGACAUAUUGUUCAAACCUGACAGACACCAAACUCUCACUUUAUAUGACUUAUCACACCGAAGACCCAGGUUCGAUUCCCCACAUGGGCACAAUGUGUUAGGCCCAUUUCUGGUGUCACGCCGUGAUAUUGCUUGAAUAUUGCUAAAGGGGCGUAAUACCAUACUCACUCACUCACUCAUUAUGUGACAGACGUAAUGCAAACCGCUGAUACCAGGAUACGUCUGCACAACACAGAAA